Molecule: messenger RNA, 2650 nt
Organism: Brassica rapa (field mustard)
Lineage: Eukaryota; Viridiplantae; Streptophyta; Magnoliopsida; Brassicales; Brassicaceae
Product: DEAD-box ATP-dependent RNA helicase 35-like
Biological process (GO): mRNA splicing, via spliceosome
Molecular function (GO): zinc ion binding; RNA helicase activity; nucleic acid binding
Source: RefSeq, a predicted model, not a curated record
AUUCUUAACUUUGUCACGAAAACAAAAAUCUAUGCUUUUUCAUAUUUCUCAAUGUUCUCACACUUUCAAAGAAUAUAUUAGCUUAGUCACUUACUUAUUUUUUUUUUACAAAACAAAGUAUCGGAGUCUUGAAAGUUGAAUCCAUAUUAUUGUAAAUUUACAUAAGAGUUUGUGAUUACAUAUUUAGUGAUUUUUGUAUAUGUGUCCAAGAAGGUUUCAAUGGCUUAGUGGUAUAUGCUCUAUAUUUAUGUCGUACUAACCCGGGUUCGAUCCUUUCCUUUGCAUUGUUUUUUUCAUUUUUUACGAAAAAAUAAAUGAGAUGACAUGGCAAGUUCGGACUCUCUGAUUGGACGAUUUUUUGUGCUUACGUAGACACCCUAAGAGGAGCUUAUAUCCCCUUUUAGUAUAGUAUAUAUAGAUAUCAUGAAAAGUAAAAAUAACUGAUGGAAAUGAAAAUAGGCCCAUUAAUGGGCUAAUAGUAAUCAAAAUAAGCCCAUUAAUGGCUCAAUAGGCAUGCUCAAAAGCUCAGACAAGCAAAAACAAGACAUCCUAAAAAGUAGAAAUCAUUUGCGCGAUUCGAGAGAUCUGCUCUGCUUGAUUAGAUUUCGAUUCCCUAGGGUUGUGGAUUUCAGAUCAUGGAAGACGAUGACGACUACGUGGAGUAUGUUCCAGUGGCUAAGCGUAGAGCGAUGGAAGAGCAGAAGGUCCUUCAACGGAAGGGAAAGGUGUUAGAGCUAGAGGAAGAAGCCGAGAAGGAGAAGCUCGCCGAAUCCAAACCCAGCUUGCUAGUUCAAGCAACUCAGCUCAAGAAAGACAUACCCAAAGUCAGCGCUACGGAGCAGAUCAUUCUACAAGAGAAGGAGAUGAUGGAGCAUCUCUCCGAUAAGAAGACGCUGAUGUCUGUUCGCGAGUUAGCCAAAGGUAUCACUUACACAGAGCCUUUGUUAACAGGCUGGAAACCUCCUUUGCACGUUAGGAAGAUGUCUAGGAAGCAGAUGGAUUUGAUUAGGAAGCAAUGGCAUAUCAUUGUUAGUGGUGAAGAGAUUCCUCCUCCAAUCAAGAACUUCAAGGAUAUGAAGUUUCCCAGAGCUGUUUUGGAUACUCUCAAGGAGAAAGGGAUAGUGCAGCCGACUCCUAUUCAAGUCCAGGGCCUUCAUGUGAUUUUAUCAGGAAGGGAUAUGAUUGGGAUUGCGUUCACUGGUUCCGGGAAAACUUUGGUUUUCGUGCUUCCUAUGAUCAUGAUUGCUCUCCAGGAGGAGGAGAUGAUGCCUAUUGGUCCUGGAGAAGGUCCCAUUGGGCUCAUUGUUUGCCCGUCUAGAGAGCUAGCUAGGCAGACUUAUGAAGUUGUUGAACAGUUUGUGGCUCCUUUGGUUUAGGCUGGAUACCCGCCUUUGAGGUCUUUGCUGUGCAUUGGAGGCGUGGAUAUGAGGUCCCAGUUGGAUGUUGUCAAGAGAGGUGUUCAUAUUGUUGUUGCAACCCCUGGGAGGUUGAAGGAUUUGCUCGCCAAGAAAAAGAUGAGCUUGGAUUCCUGCAGGUACCUGACGUUGGAUGAGGCAGAUAGGUUGGUUGAUUUGGGUUUCGAAGAUGACAUUAGGGAAGUCUUUGACCACUUUAAGUCUCAGCGUCAAACGCUUCUCUUUUCUGCCACGAUGCCCACCAAAAUUCAAAUAUUUGCCAGAAGUGCUCUUGUGAAGCCUGUGACAGUUAACGUGGGAAGAGCCGGAGCUGCAAAUCUAGACGUCAUCCAGGAGGUUGAGUACGUCAAACAAGAAGCAAAGAUUGUUUACCUCCUCGAGUGCCUGCAGAAAACCUCUCCACCGGUUCUUAUAUUCUGUGAGAACAAAGCUGAUGUUGAUGAUAUCCACGAGUACUUGUUACUGAAAGGAGUGGAAGCUGUGGCUAUACAUGGAGGAAAAGAUCAGGAGGACAGAGAGUACGCCAUCUCUUCAUUCAAAGCUGGGAAGAAAGACGUCUUGGUCGCGACUGACGUUGCUUCUAAAGGGUUAGAUUUCCCUGAUAUACAACACGUGAUAAACUACGAUAUGCCUGCGGAGAUUGAGAACUAUGUGCAUAGGAUAGGAAGAACAGGCCGGUGUGGGAAAACUGGGAUAGCUACUACGUUUAUAAACAAGAACCAAAGCGAAACCACACUGCUUGAUCUGAAACACUUGUUGCAAGAAGCUAAACAGAGGAUUCCGCCUGUCCUUGCUGAGCUGAAGGAUCCAAUGGAAGAAGCAGAGACCAUUGCUAAUGCAAGUGGUGUCAAGGGUUGUGCUUACUGUGGCGGUCUCGGACAUCGUAUUAGGGACUGUCCAAAACUGGAGCACCAGAAGAGUGUGGCAAUAUCUAAUUCUAGAAAAGACUAUUUUGGCUCUGGUGGAUACAGGGGAGAGAUAUAAUUUGGUUCCUCUGAUGUUGAGAUUUAUUGGCUCGAUCCUGUCCUACUUUUGACUUCUCAUCUGGAUAGUUUAUUCACCGUCUAAGAGGAAACACAGGUCUAGUGAUACUGGCAAAUGUAUGGGUCUGUAAUUUCAAGUUUUGUAUCCUUUAAAAUUUCUGUAUUCUGUGAUAAACAAAACUGUCGACGGAAACAAGACCUGUAGGGAGUAUAAGCUUUUUGUUACGUAUUCAAAUUGAUGUUUUCACCGUA